Triplophysa dalaica is the source of this 1474-nucleotide messenger RNA. RefSeq lists its product as uncharacterized. NCBI's taxonomy places the organism in Eukaryota, Metazoa, Chordata, Actinopteri, Cypriniformes, Nemacheilidae. Bases 453 to 842 code for a protein of 129 amino acids. The record is from RefSeq and is a predicted model, not a curated record. The transcript has 2 exons.
CGGAGCACUCCAUUGAUUCACUAGCCUACGGUGAUCUAAAUGUUGGCUCUCUCGGGAUUUAUUCGGCCAAAUGUGAAAUCCAAACCUCGUGCGUCAUUGAAAAAUAAGUGGCGAGAUAUGGUGGGGAAGCACGCGCUGGGUCGCGGAUUAAUCGACACUCUCUCGUGGGCUGGUGAUUAUUUGUGGUCCGAAGGCUCGUGGAAUACGUAAUGAAUACAGGCUACGUCAGAGAUCCGUGGGAAGUCAUCCUUUCAAAUCUGCACCUCAUUCCACAGCUAUUUUUGAACUAUCGGCUGGACUGUGAUACCAGGUUGUAUAAAAGAUGCUCCGCGUAGUCGGCAAAAGUGAAUUCAACCCUUAAAGGAUAUUCAUCGGGCAUUCUCGUGUAUUCGCUGUCUUGCGGUACUCUAUCAUACAACACGUUUGAAGAGACAUUUUACGGAUCAUUAAUAAUGAAGUCCAAGGCUCUCGAGAUCUCAUGGGGCGCUUUUAUCGGCGCGCCGGACACUAACGGCACGCGCGUGGAGAAAGUUCACCACGCGCUUCAGCCUUUCUCGUCCACCGUCGCUCUUCUGGUGCUAGGGGUGAUCAUCGUAGGGAUUAUAUUACUUUCGUUCACCACCUACUACUUUCACAAAAGCAAGAGGAAGAAGAGGAAGAUGCAGAGGGAACAGGAGGAAUACGAGCGCGAUAACUGUAUCUCAUCCAUUCCGCCCAAAGUCAAGCCUGCGUUGGGUCGCAGCUUGAUAGCUCGUCCCGCUCCGACGGACCGACAACUUCAACCGACACACAAUGAUGCGCAACACCGCGAAGAAGUGGUGUUUGAGGGAGUAACUGUGUGAACGACUGAAAACUGUAAAUCUAUUGUAAAUAUGUAAGUCGAGCGUCUUGGAUAUCGCGGUGUUUUCAUACUCGAAGGUUUGUUUGCACAUCUCGAUGUAAAAGAGGUGGACUUUACUUGGAUUUUGGCGUUUGGACGUCUCUGAAUAAUGACUCGUUUUGAUUUAAUAGCAAUCUGAGUUGUAAGUGCACAUCGUGGAAUGGUUAAACACAACAGUGGGCGAGUGCUGAUAGACUUCAAUGGAGAUUUUCUAUUGAGUCGCUGUCCACGGUGCUGAGUGUUUUCUCUGCCCAGUUGGUCUAACCGAGAGGGGAGAUACGAGACGAUUAUCAUUAACUUAGACUAGACUCGUAUUAUAACAUUGUAUAUCUAUUUGUAAUUAACUAGGAAAAAAUAUAGCAAAGCUUUUUAAAUAGUAAUCGUCUUAAUAGAUUUUAGACAGGUGCUCAGUUAAUUUUUUGUUCUCACUAUAUAUAACCGUAAUACAGCAAAUAGAUCAAGCUAUACUUAAACAUCAUAAGUUGUAUUUUCUUUCAAAUUUUAACUUCAGAUUCAUUCCUAUUGUGUUAUUCAGACAUGUACUCUAAUGACUGUGAUCACUUCCCUGUAAAAAAUAAAGCUUAUUUGACUAGA